Molecule: messenger RNA, 1032 nt
Organism: Ziziphus jujuba (common jujube)
Lineage: Eukaryota; Viridiplantae; Streptophyta; Magnoliopsida; Rosales; Rhamnaceae
Product: THO complex subunit 7A
Exons: 3
Coding region: 160-885 (241 amino acids)
Biological process (GO): mRNA processing; mRNA export from nucleus
Cellular component (GO): THO complex part of transcription export complex
Source: RefSeq, a predicted model, not a curated record
GCCCAACUAGCAAGUAAAAACUGUCGCUCCCUCGCAAGAAAGAGAAGGAGACGAGUUGGAACAGAUUUUAGGGCUAUACUCAGGAGGCGUUUGCUGCUUCAGCGGCCAAAUCUGCUCCGACGAACCGGAAAAGCCGAAAUCUUUCACACAUUUAUUCAGAUGUUGGUUAAAGGGAGGAAAGUAUCAGGCCGUGGUGAAGCGGUGGCUGCCAACUACGCUUUUGGAGCGCAUGAAGAUGACAUAAUCAUCAAACACAGGCUUCUGACACGCACCACCACCACAAGGGGUGAGCCACCCUUGAAGAAGCUUCAGAAAAAGUUCACUUCUUUCUUCCUGGAGGCCGACAAGGACGACAGCAACUACGCCGACUGCGAAAAGCUCGCCAGAGCUUUCUUGCAGGAGCUCUCUACAUUUGAGAUUCCUCUGCUUAAGAGCAAAGCGGUUGUUGAGGCCAAUGUCAGAGAGAAGGAAAACUUCAACGAGUUGAAAGAGGAGAUUAACAGGCAGAUUUCGCAUGCCCAGUCUGACAUUGAAGAUCUUAAGAAACUACUCCAAGCGAGCAAGAUUGAGAGGCAGCACAAGGAGGAGUGCGAGGCUAUCAGGAAAUUGAUUGCCAUGCAGCCUCCUAGAUCUGAGACGCAGAAGCUUAUAGUGGAACUGGAGAAAGAGAUUGCUGCUCUCGAUGCUGAAAACACCGCCAGUUCUAGGAUGCUCGACCUUCGCAAGAAGCAGUUUUCUCUUCUACUCCAUGUGGUGGAUGAGUUGCAAAAUACCAUAGAGGAAGAGCAGAAAAAUAUGAUAGAGGAGAUGAGGCUUGCAGCUGAAGAGCAGAAGAACGGAAUGGAGGAUGCAAGUGGGGGUUCAGAGGCUAUGGCUGUUGAUUAGUUGUAAUAAUAUGUGAGAUGCCAGAUUUUGUCCUCUUAUAUCUGUUUCUGUUUUUCCAUUCAUACCUCGCAUUGUUGGGAAUCAACGUAACACAGUAUCAGAAUAUUACUUGCUGUUAAUGGUGAUUUGUCAGCAAAUUUUAAAAUU